Messenger RNA from Dicentrarchus labrax (European seabass), 1898 nucleotides. RefSeq lists its product as uncharacterized. Gene Ontology annotation, molecular function: DNA binding. Bases 141 to 1055 code for a protein of 304 amino acids. The transcript is spliced from 5 exons. Lineage: Eukaryota; Metazoa; Chordata; Actinopteri; Moronidae. The record is from RefSeq and is a predicted model, not a curated record.
AGCACCUCACCAUAACCACUCAAAGAAUCGGGAUUGGCAAUGUGAAGUGCUUCCUAAAAUUUCUCCAAGAAGCAGAAUUGCCAGAAGUGAAAGCCUCCCGCAAGUCGUUGCAGGGGUCUUUAUUCAGAUUGCAGUCCCAGAUGAAAAAAAGCCGGCGGGAUUUCCUUGCCCAUAGGCAAGAUGUGCGCAUUAGAAAAUCCAAGAUGCUUGUUAAUGCCACCCAUAUCGCCAAGUUCAUCAAGAAGGCCAGCGAGGAGAUUCCAGCAGCACUUGUCACAUUGGAAAGAAAUCCAACAGUUCAAAAUCUUGAGAUGUUCUACGGCCUUCUCUCUGGGUACAUCAUCUGUACAACGGGACACAGGAGAGGUGUGGUCACCAAUAUGACUGUCAGGGAGGUUCUCACCGCUGAAUCAGCAUCAGAUGGAAGGAGAAUAAUACGAGUCAAAGAGCACAAGACUAAGGAGGUGUUUGGGUAUGCCCUUGUUCCACUGAACAACCAUGAGUACAUGUGGUUCUAUCGAUUUGUGUACCAUCGGCGGAAAUACCCAUGUGGAAACACAGAGCUGGUCUUUGCCAACACCAACGGUGGCUCAUUCCGAGACGCGCUGGUGUGCUUCCAGAAAGCAUGGCAGAAAUUUGACCUUCCUGGAAAGCCGACGUUCAUGCUCAUCAGAAGCAGCAUCAGCACUUUGAUUGGCAGUUCCUUGGGAACCCAAGAAAAAACACAAGUACACCGCAUGAUGUGUCAUUCAGACUCAACAGCUGAGAAGUUUUACGAGGCGGAUUUAACCUUAGAUCAAGCUUUUAAGUGUCGUUCUGACACAGCAAACGCACUUGCACAGAAGCUGAAGAGUGUCAGUCAUCUUGAAGUAUCUAUGACUGAGGAGGAACAGUCUGAAAGUUCAGAGGACGAAGAUAAAAUACAAACGAGAGGAAACACAAAAGAAGGAGAAUCUUUACUUUGGAAGAUGCAAGUUCAGAAGAUGAAGUCCCACAGCAGAAGAGGAGUAGGAUGGAAAAGAGUCCAGAAACGCAAAAAUCUAAAACACAGAUAGUAAGUGACACAGACAGUGACAAGAACAUGACUGACUUGACAAAAGAACACAAAGACACAGAUGAAAACAUUACACAGAUGGAGACUGCAGACAUUCAAGGAAAGGGGCCGACGACUUCAAAGCGAAAACAGACCACACCAAAGAAAUUUUCAAAAACUCUUAAAAAAGCUCAAGAAGACCUGUGUAGAUCCUGGGGCACACCGAGGGUAAAUCUCCGACGAUACAAACGAUAAGAGGACAUGAGAAAACACACCAAGCCCCAGAACAAAAUGACUUGCAGACUGACAGAUGGAGACGAAGGAGAAAGACAAGAGAAGGACACAACUGCAGGCGACAUAGACAGAAGGACCGAAACCGAGACAGACGAAGGAGAAAGACAAGAGAAGGACACAACUGCAGGCGACAUAGACAGUAGGACUGAGACAGACGAAGGAGAGAGACGAGAGAAGGACACAACUGCAGGCGACAUAGACAGAAGGACCGAAACCGAGACAGACGAAGGAGAGAGACGAGAGAAGGACACAACUGCAGUCGACAUAGACAGAAGGACCGAAACCGAGACAGACGAAGGAGAGAGACGAGAGAAGGACACAACUGCAGGCGACAUAGACAGAAGGACCGAAACCGAGACAGACGAAGGAGAAAGACGAGAGGACACAACUGCAGGCGACAUAGACAGAAGGACCGAAGCCCAAAGUUGCUCUGUAGAAGAAGACCAAAAGGAUGGAAACUGCAGACUCAUGAAAAAAAAAAGAAUUGAUACAAUAAUGGCUCUCAAUUUUCUUUUAGGAGUUUUGAAAUAAUCGUCCUCAAUUUUCUUUUGUAUUGAAUAACAAUUUUUAA